AUGUGACCCCCUGGGUCGGCCUCCUAAACGCCCUCACCUGCUGCAUCCAGCCAUCCGCGUCCAGUUUCUGGCUCAGUGUCUGCGCAGUGCCCCCUCAGCAUGCGCCCGCCGCGCAGCCUUCUCCUGGUGGCCACCCUGGUCCUGCUAAACCACCUGGACCACCUCAGUUUGGCCAGGAGCCUCCCCACAGCCACACCAGGCCCAGGAAUGUUCCAGUGCCUCUACCUCUCCCAAAACCUGCUGAAGGCAGUCAGCAACAUGCUUCAGAAGGCCAGCCAAACUCUAGAAUUUUACUCCUGUACCUCUGAAGAGAUCGAUCAUGAAGAUAUCACAAAAGAUAAAACCAGUACAGUAGAGGCCUGCUUACCACUGGAAUUAACCACGAAUGGGAGUUGCCUGGCUUCCAGAAAGGCCUCUUCUGUGACGACCCUGUGCCUUAGUAGUAUCUAUGAGGACUUGAAGAUGUACCAGGUGGAGUUCCAGGCCAUAAAUGCAAAGCUUUUGAUGGAUCCUAAGAGGCAGAUCAUUUUGGAUCAAAACAUGCUGGCAGUUAUUGAUGAGCUAAUGCAGGCCUUGAAUUUCAACAGCGAGACUGUGCCACAAAAACCCUCCCUUGAAGAGCUGGAUUUUUAUAAGACGAAAAUCAAGCUCUGCAUCCUUCUUCAUGCUUUCAGAAUUCGUGCAGUAACUAUCGAUAGGAUGAUGAGCUACCUGAAUUCUUCCUAAAAAGCUGAGAGCUCUCCCAACCUUAAAGUCAUUUUUAUAAAAAUCUGAACCAAAGAAAUUUUAACAGAAUGUGGGUUAAGAACUAGAGAGAGGGUGGCUUUACCUAGUCC
Hipposideros armiger (great roundleaf bat) is the source of this 836-nucleotide messenger RNA. It is a transcript of the gene IL12A, whose product is annotated as interleukin 12A. The record is from RefSeq and is a predicted model, not a curated record. Gene Ontology annotation, cellular component: extracellular region. Lineage: Eukaryota; Metazoa; Chordata; Mammalia; Chiroptera; Hipposideridae. Gene Ontology annotation, biological process: immune response. Gene Ontology annotation, molecular function: growth factor activity; interleukin-12 receptor binding. The transcript has 6 exons.